Molecule: messenger RNA, 2301 nt
Organism: Postia placenta MAD-698-R-SB12
Lineage: Eukaryota; Fungi; Basidiomycota; Agaricomycetes; Polyporales; Adustoporiaceae
Product: glycoside hydrolase family 95 protein
Exons: 17
Coding region: 1-2301 (766 amino acids)
Biological process (GO): carbohydrate metabolic process
Molecular function (GO): alpha-L-fucosidase activity
Source: RefSeq, a predicted model, not a curated record
AUGACCACAAAAUAUGCUCGCGGGCUUAACAACAAUCCGGCCCGUGGCAAGAAGCUCAAUACUCUACCGCUGACAGAAUCUGCCAUACCAGAGCUUUCUCUCCUGCAUCUCCCCGCAACCGUGUUCCAAGCAUACAUCAAUCGUCCCACGGGCUGCACACUCGGCUCGUAUGGCCCAUGGUCAUUCAUGCCUCCUGGACGCGCACGCCAAGCGCUGACCGUCGGUCUUACGUCUCUCAUAUCUCUCGUGGCAUCAGCCCCUCCGGGCUUCCCCACAUCCGGUAACGGGCUCUGGUACACCUCGCCUGGGGCCAGUGAUGCAUGGUCAACUGAAUGGCUGCCAAUUGGCAAUGGUUAUCUUGCAGCCACGAUGCCUGGAGAGACUAUUCAGGAGACGAUGCACGUGAAUGUCGAAUCUCUGUGGUCAGGGGGACCGAUGCAGGAUCCAAGCUAUAACGGUGGCAACAUGUUGCCGUCCCAGCAGUCCACUAUGGCGGAGGAUAUGCAAGCCUAUCGGCAAGCGAUCUUCGCGAGCGCCAACGGAACUAUUAACAACAUUGAGGAGUUGAUGACCCCAGCAGGGGCUUAUGCGCGCGUGCGGGCUUCCUCCGGCUCAUCGAUCUCCUGUAUCCCGAACGGCGUCAACGCGACCCUGUCCGUGGAGGGUGCGGGCGAGGCGUGGAUUACAUGGGUGGGCGGCACGAAUUACGACAUGUACACUGGGAACGCGGCCAACGACUUCUCCUUUGCCGGCACAGACCCUCAUGCGUCCCUUGUCUCCCUCAUCUCUGCCGCAACUGAACCUUCCGUGUCGUACGCAGCGCUUUUCAAUACUCAUGUCGCCGACUACGCGGGGCUCAUGUCGCCAUUCUCCUUGUCCCUCGGGCAGACACCUGACUUCGCAACGCCCACAGACCAGCUCGUUGCGGCGUAUCAAACGAACGUUGGAAAUCCAUACUUGGAAUGGGUGCUCUUCAACUACGGCGCUUUUGCGACCUUCGUGCGAGCCGCAGUAAAAUUUAAACUUGUGCCUUCUUCGCAGAUUACCAAUACAUGGGCGCCACGGGGCGCCGAGACUGCGCAGAUUUUAUACAAUAUUUCUCGCGGCUGGGUGACGCAUGAUGAGAUGAAUGUACGUAGCUUGAAUAUUAUUCUGCGUAUGUCGACCUCAAGGUUUACCCAACCGAAGAUUUUCGGACACACGGGCAUGAAGCUGAGCGGCAACUCCGCUCAAUGGGCCGAUUACCCUGGUGAGAACCCACGCUUCUAUCGCUCGAUGAUCCACGUGUGGGACCACUUCGAUUACACUAACAACGUAAUGUGGUUCAAGGAGCAGGGCUGGCCUCUGCUCAAGGGAGUGGCACAAUUCCAUCUGGACAAGCUCAUUGCCGACCUGCAUUUCAACGACUCUACGCUCGUUACCAACCCGUGCAACUCACCUGAACAGGCCCCCAUCACGUUCGUAUUCCUCAGGACCAAGACCGUCACUACUUAUGCGGGGUACACGUCAGAGGUACAAGAGAAGCAAACACAGAUGGACAAAGGCAUUCAUAUCGGGUCAUGGGGACAACUGCAAGGUAUAUCCACCCGAUCACCUCACGCUGGCGCGACUAACCUCGCACUAUCGCCCAAUUGCAAAGAAUGGAAGGUCGACAUGGACUCGCCGACGGACACUCACCGUCACUUGUCGCACCUGAUCGGGCUGUACCCGGGCUAUGCGAUCACCUCGUACGACCCGGCCGUCCAGAACGGCAGCAUGUAUGGAUAUAGCAGGAGCGACGUACUCGCCGCGGCGGAGGUGAGCCUGUUCCAUCGCGGCAACGGGACGGGCCCGGAUGCGGACGCGGGCUGGGAGAAGGUAUGGCGGGCCGCGUGUUGGGCGCAGCUCGCGAACGCCAGCGAGUUCUAUUUCGAGUUGACAUACGCGGUCGAACGGAAUUUCGCGUCGAACUUAUUCGAUAUCUAUACACCCAAUUCUGGGCCGGACGGCGUGUUCCAAAUAGAUGCCAACUUCGGGUACCCCGCUGCAUUGUUGGCCCCAGACGUUGCAUCAUACUCUACUCCCCUCGUCGUGACUGUCCUGCCGGCUCUACCUGCUGCUUGGCCGUCCGGCUCCAUCAAAGGCGCGCGUCUACGGGGAGGUCUUACGUUGGAUCUGGAGUGGGCAAAUGGAAAGCCUACAGCGCUCACCAUUACGGUGGACCAAAAUGUGGUCGCGCGGCCCGUGGAGAUUGUGUAUAGCGCCGGCACUGUCGCUUCAUUCACUACUUCGGGAGGGCUUACCAAAGCUGUUGGAUUCUGA